This is a messenger RNA of Petromyzon marinus (sea lamprey), 2489 nucleotides long. RefSeq names its product oxysterol-binding protein-related protein 9-like. NCBI's taxonomy places the organism in Eukaryota, Metazoa, Chordata, Hyperoartia, Petromyzontiformes, Petromyzontidae. The record is from RefSeq and is a predicted model, not a curated record. Gene Ontology annotation, cellular component: Golgi apparatus; cytosol; membrane. Gene Ontology annotation, molecular function: sterol binding.
GAGUGGCAGCUUGGUGGAUUCAGCACCCCGAGGGCAGUGGACAGCGCCCGGCCGAGAGCACCCCGGCCGUGCCCUGCAAUGCCCGCGACGACAGCAUGAGACGGAGGAAGUGGAGAGCGGAGCUGCCGCGGCCGGCGCACCCCGAGCAGAGGCCCGAGACGCUGCCGCGCUCCUCCGACCCGGAGAGCCCCGGGGGCGCGCUGGCCGGCCAGGGCGCGCCGACGCCCGGCAGUGAGGGUAGCGCCGCGUCGCGUGGCCAGCCCAGCGCGACGCCGCCGCUGCUGUCCGACCCCGUGCCCGAGUUCUCGUGCGGAACCAGCGAGGAGGAGGAGGUGGAUGAGGAGGAGGUGGAUGCCGAGCAGCCGGGGCUGGCGGCUCCGGAGCGCCACGGGGGUAGCCGCGGAGCGCCGGAGCCGAGGCCCAGGUGCGAGUCCGUGCCAGGGAACGGCACCCAGGGGCGGACCUCGGCUGGCAUCGCGAAGAGGAGCCGCGCUCCGCAGUCGCUCGGUGUCACUCUGGGCCUCGGAUCUCCGCAAUCCGAUCUCUACAACAACGAUGACGACGAUGAUGACGAUGACGAGGUGGUGGAUGCAGAGGAGUCGAUGGAGGAACACAAGAGUGUGAUCAUGCACCUGCUCUCUCAAGUCAAGCUGGGCAUGGACCUCACCAAGGUGGUGCUGCCCACCUUCAUCCUGGAGAGGCGCUCGCUGCUCGAGAUGUACGCAGACUUCUUCGCUCACCCCGACCUCUUCGUGAGGAUAGCGGAGGAGCCGGAGGCACGGGAGCGCAUGGUGGCCGUGGUCCGCUGGUUCCUAUCGGCGUUCCACGCGGGCCGCUGCGGCUCCAUCGCCAAGAAGCCGUACAACCCGGUGCUGGGCGAGACGUUCCGCUGCUACUGGGAGCUGCCUCGCUCGCCCCGUCGCUCUCCCGGCAGCAGCCCCGUCGUCGUUCCGGACGGCCCAGUCCCCUGGGCGACACGUGACCAGGUGGCGUACGUCGCAGAGCAGGUGUCUCACCACCCGCCAAUUUCAGCCUUCUACGCCGAGUGCUACAGCCGGAGGAUUCAGUUCAUGGCUCACAUCUGGACCAAGUCCAAGUUUCUGGGGGUGUCCGUGGGAGUGCAGAACAUUGGCCGAGGCUGUGUGUCUCUGCUCCGCCAGGAGGAGGACUACAUCCUCACCUUCCCCAGCGGAUACGGUCGAUCCAUCCUGACGGUGCCGUGGGUGGAGCUUGGGGGCGAGUGCUCCGUGCGCUGUGCGCGCUCGGGAUUCCACGCCAGCGUCACCUUCCACACGAAGCCCUUCUACGGGGGCCGGCGCCACCGCGUCUCCGCCGACAUCUAUGAACCCAAGGAGAAGAAGCCCUUCUGCUCCAUAGAAGGGGAGUGGAACGGGGUGCUGUUCACGAAAGAGACCAACGUGCCUCACGGCGGCUCGCUCUUCAUGGACACGCGCAGCGUCCCGACGACCAAGAAGAAAGUGCGCAGGGUGGAGGAGCAGCAGGGGAACGAAUCGCGACGGCUGUGGAGGGAGGUGACGCGGAGCCUGCGGGCACACGACCUGGAAGCGGCCACGCAGGCCAAGCACCGCGUGGAGGAGCGGCAGCGAGCAGAGGCGCGCGAGCGAGCGGCGAGCGGCGCCCCCUGGGAGACGCGGCUCUUCCAGAAGCACGGGGAGCACUGGGAGUACGCGAACCCCCUCGCCAAGCGCCUGGGGGCCACGGAUCAGCCGUGACCUCUCGGGGGUUCGUCCACCAGGAGCGGCGGCCCGACACCGGGCAGCUCAGCGCGUGGGCGAGGAGGCGCGUUCCGUCAACCUUCCCCCGACUCGUCUCUGGCGCUCAUUUCCUGUGCGCCCUUUCCCCGCGUUAACGUUAGGCCUGUCACUCGGGUUGACACUUGCGAGGUACACAAAACAAGCAGGACAUAUCAAUGGGAAGGAGAUGUCACAGUACCGGAGGAGGGGGGGGGGGGGAACUCCGUGCGAAUGCGUCGUCUUGACGACUGGUGCGUUAUUCCACAACUGGCGAAAAACGGCACUUUCUUCGUCCAAGCGAAGACUUGCGUAUUUCCCAGGAUGGCUACCUCAAAACGAAGACAAUCCUGGGAUCGAGGUAGCCGUUCUGGGAAAAACCAGGACGGGUGGCAACCCUAUUCGUUCCAACGUUGAGGCUCCGAGGCACCGGGCGGGAGUUGUCGCUCGUUACGAGGGGAUCAGGAACCAGGCACCGCCUCUCGCGGCUCCCUCGCUCCAGCCGUGGAUGAAAGUGCUGCCGGCGCAGCCUCGUCACGCCGUGUGGAGACCACCGGUGGGUGAGCAGAUGCAGCUGCCACCUCAGGGGCGGUUGUGAUUUACGAGCCGCUUCUUUCCUCGCUUGGUCGCUCUCCUUGCCCCGCCAAACCUCGUCGGAGAAGUGACCUUUGGCGGAGACGGGGCCGCAAGGGCGUCUCACCCCCCCACCCCCCAGCCGGCACCCCCAGCCGGCACCCC